AUGAGGCUCGCAAAUCGCUAUAUCUCCAGUAUACCGCACUUGUCCGCGAGCGUUCGUCGGGUCUCGACACGGGCUGUGCUGUCCAAACCCCGAACGGUCUUGCACUCCUCUUCUUCCGGGUUGGCACAUGUGCAGCAAACUGCUGGGUAUCUCUGCCGCACAAGACUACCCAACACUCGCUCCUUCGGCACAUCCCAACGAUGGUAUGUCGCCGACCAAACAGCGCCACAUGCGGAAAAGCACCCCAUCGCAGCACUACGCAACAUCUCGAUCAUCGCUCACAUCGACGCGGGCAAGACAACACUUACCGAACGGCUCCUGCACCUCACGCACGCCCUCAGCGGAACCUCGUCCAGCACCUCGAAUGCUCUUCCUGGUGACGUCGACUCCGGCAGCACAGUGACCGACUUUCUCGAGCAAGAGAGAGAGCGCGGGAUCACCAUCCAAUCCGCUGCUGUCGGGCCCGUGUGGUGGCCACCUCCGUCCUCCGGAUCGCAACACGCGGAGAGACCGCCGGUGGGGAUAACGCUCGUCGACACGCCAGGGCACAUUGAUUUCGGGAUAGAAGUUGAGCGUGCUCUACGCGUUGUCGAUGGCGCCGUGGUUGUUCUGGACGGCGUCGAAGGUGUCGAGGCGCAGACGGAGAACGUGUGGUCCCAGGCGGCACGGUACGACGUCAAGGCAUCGCUGCUGUUCAUCAACAAGCUCGACCGGAUGGGCAGCUCGAUCGCGCAGUCGCUGCGCAGCGUGAUCCGGUCCGGCAUGCAUAGCAGACCGCUGCUGCUGCAGCUUCCUAUCCCGGUACGCGGGAGCGACGAGCCGGGGAUCGCUGGGCUGGUGGAUCUGGUGGAGAUGCAGAAGCUCACUUUUGCAGGCAAGGCAGGCGAUGUGGUAACGCGCACACCGCUGCAAGAGGCGGAUGAAAUGUUUGAGGAGGCCCGCCAGGCGCGGCAUGCGCUGGUCGAGUGUCUCGCGUCGUUGGACGAGGAGCUGCUGGAAGAGCUGUUUGGGCUGCCGACCAGUUCGAAUGAAGAACCGCAUGCAAAAAUGUCAGCUGCGUCGCUCAAGGGUGCGAUCCGAAGGCAGACGUUGGCGGGCAGUAUCUUGCCUGUACUGUGCGGCUCGGCUGCGAAGAAUGUCGGUGUCCAACCGCUGCUCGAUGCGAUUUCCGACUUCCUCCCAAGCCCUAUGGACAAGCCAUCUGUAACGGGAACCACGUCUUCCUCCGAAGGCAAGGAAGGUGUAGAAUCCAGCAGCAGCAGCGGCAAGGACGUCUCAAUCUCGCUGCAGGACAAACGCACCACAGCUCUCGCCUUCAAGGUGGUGCACGACAAACGACGUGGACCGACAACAUUUGUCCGCAUCUACUCUGGCACGCUCCAACGUUCCAGCGUGCUGUUCAAUACGACCACGGGAGCGCGGGAACGUCUCUCGCGGGUGCUCUUCCCAUUCGCGGACCAGUACGUCGAGACAGCCACCUUACGAGCGGGACAGAUCGGCGUCAUCCUAGGGUUGCGAGACACGCGAACAGGAGAUACGCUCGUCGACAUCUCUUCCACCCCGCACACACAAUCCAAGUCCAGCAGCAGCGCCAAGCUAGACACCGACCAGGCAAAGGCUCUGCGUCUCAAACGCGUCCAUAUUCCCCCACCGGUGUUCAGUAUGUCGUUGGAACCUGCAAGCAAGUCGGACGUCGAUACGGUUUCGGAAGCGCUUCAUUUGCUGAUCCGCACCGACCCGUCGCUGAGGCUCGACGAGUCGGGCGAGGGCACUACGGGCCAGAUGGUGCUGAGUGGGAUGGGCGAGUUGCACCUGGAGAUUGCUAAGGAUCGGCUGGCGAACGAGUUUGGGGUGAAUGCACGGAUGGGUGCGGUCCGGGUCUCGUAUAGGGAGACGCUGGACGAAGGCAUGGGUGGUGUAGAGGUGGAGGAGGUGGUGGAGAGGGAGUUGGCGGGGAAGAAGAUCAAGGUUGGCGCGAGGAUGAGGGUUAGAGGAUUGGAAGAGGAGGAAUUGCAUUUGGCGGGGGGUGCGGAAGCGGCAGUGUAUGGGGGCAACGUGGUCGAUGUUUCUCUGGCCUCUGCUGAUGGAGAGGAGGGCGAUGGAAAGGACUUUGACAAAGCGGGAGCAGAGGACGAGGAGGAUAUCGAGGCAUAUCUCGCCGACACGCCCCAAGCUCAUCGCAGCAAAUCUUCCAAAGGCACCACCUCCUCUACCGCAUUGUCCGCCUCAGACCUACCUCCAGGCAUCGACCUCUCCACGCUCGAGACCAUGUUCAAAACUGGCAUGGUCGCAGCGCUCUCCCGCGGCCCGCUCACUUCGAACCCGCUCAUGAACCUCCACAUCUCGAUCUCGAACAUCCAGCUGUUCGGCGACCUUUCUUCGUCCGCAGCGAUCUCGUACCUGCUCUCGCACCUGCUGCGCAAAGCCCUGCGCACCGAGCCCAAACUCAACCCGGAGACCGGCUUGGCCACCUCCAGCGCCACGCCGCUGACAACACUCAUGGAGCCGAUGAUGAGCACGCGCAUCACGCUGCCCGAAGCACACCUGGGCAAAGUGAUCAACGACAUUACCGCCGAACAGAACGGCCUGGUGCAGGACGUCGUGCAUCUUUCUUCCACUUCGAGCCAACAGGGCGAAAGUACGCAAGCGGCGGAAGAAGAGGUGUUUAUCCCCAAUCCGCAGACGAACCGGUUCGAGGUGCAGUCGUCUGCUGCUUCGGCCGGGGUUGCUGGGAAAGCAGACGGGGGAGAGGCCAUGGGCAAGGCUGAGAUUCAUGCUGUGGUACCGCUGGCGAAUCUGGUGAGGUACAGUUCCAAGUUGAGGGCGUUGACGGCGGGAAAUGCGCAGUUCAGCAUGCAGUUGCAAGGGUUUGCGAAGGCGUCUAAGCAGAGGCAGGCGGAGAUCCUGCAGGAGUUGGGGCGAUAG
Messenger RNA from Sporisorium graminicola, 2925 nucleotides. RefSeq lists its product as uncharacterized. Gene Ontology annotation, biological process: ribosome disassembly; mitochondrial translation. Gene Ontology annotation, molecular function: GTPase activity; GTP binding. The transcript has a single exon. Lineage: Eukaryota; Fungi; Basidiomycota; Ustilaginomycetes; Ustilaginales; Ustilaginaceae. Gene Ontology annotation, cellular component: mitochondrion. The record is from RefSeq and is a predicted model, not a curated record. Bases 1 to 2925 code for a protein of 974 amino acids.